ACCUUUGGCCGGUCAGAUGAUCUCAGACUAAUUUACCUUAAAGGGUUAUUGUGAGGAUGAAAUUAAGAAUUGGAAAAUAAUAUAAGCUGCUUUGGGUCUUGGACAGAAAGGUGAGGUAAAAUUGAAGUAAAUAAAUAGAUAUUGGAGAUGCUAGCUAAUAGGGAAUAGUCAACUUCAGACUAAUGAUUGUCUUCUCAUACAACAGCUCUCCAGAAUCUUAGUCUUUCAUUUUGCCUACUAUCUCAUUCUUUUAAGCUAGAGAUGCCAGGGAUUGAAUCUGGAACUUCAAGCACGCCAAGCAGAUACUUUACCACUGAGCUACAGCCCUUCCCCAACUAGCGGGAGAGGGAGAGUGGCAUUUGAAUGUCCCAUCUUGGGACAUCUUGGAUCAACCCUGCCUAUUUCAUCAACCCACAUCCCUAAAGAAAAUAUGACUUACCUUUCUUGGAGAGUCCAUUAAGCUUCUUACCAAGUCAUAACCUCCUCUUGCCAUUCUCAGGUCACCUUCAAUGCCUGCAAGAUGACCAGACCUACUUUGGCUUUUGCUUGUCUCCUCCAGCUCUCUUUUCUCUGUCCUUUUCUCAUCUUUUACCCAAUCUUUCCUCCCCCUUACUUUUCUCCCUCCUUCUCCCUCUGCGUACUUUGUGAACUGCUGCUGCAAUGCCGAAGUCCAAAGUUCAGUAACUUGCCUAAGCACACAGAUAAAUAUGAACCUUGGAGAAUUUGCAUUGCUCCAAUGUAAACAGAUAGGUGAGGGUCUCUUUAUCAGUUCUGACUCAGGACAGUUGUGGGGGGUCUGAAGCAGCUAAUUUUUGUGUCUUGGAUUUGGGGUGUGUGUGUGUAAAGGCGGGAUCCACUGACCAUUGGCUCUGCGACUUUGUAAUCAUGGUGUAGCAAAAAAAAAAAAAAGGAGGCUGCAGCAGAGACGGUACAGCUUGCAUACCAGGAGAAAAAGAAAGGAGGGAAAAGACCAUGGUCUCAAAACUGACUCAUCUUCAGGUGGAACUGUUGGGAGCACUGCUGGAAUCAGGGCUCAGCAAGGAGACUCUUAUUAAAGCCCUGAGUGAGGCAGACCCCUACAACGAGAGCCAACAGCUCACCAACACAGCCCAGACAGACAAACAGGAAACCUGUGCAGAAAUCCCAGUUCUUACCAAUGGAAUGGGGGAGUCUAGGAUGUCUGAAGAGGAAACAUCUGAUGAUGGAGAAGACUUCACUCCUCCAAUAAUUAAGGAACUUGAAAAUUUGAACCCAGAGGAGGCUGCACACCAAAAAGCGGUGGUGGAGAGAUUAUUACAAGAGGAUCCCUGGAGGGUAGCUAAGAUGGUGAAGUCCUACCUUCAGCAGCACAAUAUCCCCCAGCGAGAGGUAGUUGACACCACAGGCUUGAAUCAAUCCCACCUUUCACAGCAUCUCAACAAGGGUACUCCUAUGAAGACUCAGAAGAGAGCUGCCCUCUACACCUGGUAUGUCCGCAAGCAGCGAGAGGUGGCUCAGCAAUUUACACAUGCUGGUCAGGGUAUCAUGGUGGAAGACUCAAUGGGAGAUGACCUACCAACCAAGAAAGGGAGAAGAAAUCGCUUCAAAUGGGGCCCAGCUUCACAGCAAAUCCUCUUUCAAGCCUAUGAGAGACAGAAGAAUCCCAGCAAGGAGGAACGAGAAGCAUUGGUAGAGGAGUGCAAUAGGGCAGAGUGCAUUCAGCGAGGUGUCUCCCCUUCCCAGGCCCAAGGGCUGGGCUCAAACCUUGUGACUGAAGUGAGAGUUUACAAUUGGUUUGCCAACAGACGGAAGGAGGAGGCUUUUCGGCACAAGCUAGCCAUGGACAGCUACAGCGGCCCACAACCUAAUUCUGCUCCCACCUUGGCUGCACACAGUUCAUCCUCUCUCCAGCCAGCUGCACCUCUCUCACCAAACAAGGUCCACGAUCAAGUUCCCCUGCAGCAACAAAGCCUCUCAUUUUCUGAUUCUGGCAUGAGGUACAACCAGCAGCCUGUCAGUGAGACAGAUUCAUCUGAAGGCAACCCACAUGGGGGGAACAAUUCCAUCGUGACCACUCAGACCAUCCUGCAUCAAGCCUCUUCUCCUGGUCUGUGUUCAGCUGGAUCUGUCUCAGCUUCAGAUACUAAGCUGAUCUCCGUUCCGGGGGGCUCUCUUCCUCCUGUUAGUACUCUUACAGCCUUACACAGCCUGGAGCAAAACCCUCAUGCAUUGAGCCAACAGACUCAAAAUCUCAUCAUGGCAUCACUUCCUGGAGUGAUGGCAAUUGGACCAGGUGACACGUCUUCACUAGCACCAGCAUUCUCUAAUACGGGAACCUCCACACUGGUAAUCGGCCUGGCCUCUACCCAAGCCCAGAGCGUCCCUGUGAUCAACAACAUGGGGAGCAGCCUCACCACCCUUCAGCCUGUCCAGUUCUCACAGCAACUGCAUCCAUCUUACCAGCAACCUAUUAUGCAACAAGUCCAAAGCCAUCUCAACCAGAGUCCGUUCAUGGCCACCAUGGCCCAGAUCCAGGCUCCUCAUGCUCUGUACAGCCACAAGCCUGAGGUGACCCAGUAUACCCACACUGGCCUUUUGCCACAGACUAUGGUGAUAACGGAUACAGCUAAUCUCAGCGCGCUGACCAGCUUGACACCAACCAAACAGGUGUUUACAUCAGACUCUGAAACCCACACAGAGACUGGCAUCCACACGCCGCCAGCACAGGCCUCAACCAUCCACUUGCAAAAUCAAGAGGCCACCAUCCAGCACCUUCCACCAAGCCACCGUCUCUCCUCUAGUCCUGCAGUCUCCUCCAGCAACCUGGUACUUUACCAGACCUCUGACUCCACCAGCAGCCACAGCCACUUGCUACCAUCAACUCAUGGUGUUAUAGAGACUUUCAUCUCGACACAGAUGGCAUCCUCCACUCAGUAACCACGGUGACCAAAUGGAUAGUUGAUCCUAAAGAGUAAAGUGCACGGAGCUCCAGGCCUCACUCUGUGAUGCUUCCCAUGAAGGAGGGAAGACCAGCAAACACCCAUCUGAGCAGAUGUUUCUUCUGUUUCCUCCACCAUUCUGCAGCCCGAGCCCUGGAAGAGACUUGAGCCAGAUGCAAAUAUAUGUGUAGGGAAAAAACUGAAGCACAUACUGCCAUGAAUCUUUGCAAAGAGACAAAAAACAUGGAUGAUAAUCUUCGCUCUAUAGCAAAACUCUCAAGAUAGGACUAAAAAAUGAGUGGAGAAGGCAGUCAGCCUUACAAUGGCUGCUGCAGAAAAAAGGAAAGCUGGCAAAAGAAGCUCCUCCUUCACACACAUUAACAGUUGGCAAGCCGUGUGCCUUCUCCUUUGGGCAGGCACUGCAAAACAACUCACUACCCUGAGCUGUGGCAGAACACAGCAUAUGUCCAGGGCAUGACAUUUUCAGUCACAGGCCUAAUGACAUAGGAGACAUUCCUGCGAUUUCUUUUUGUCAGGCCUCAAGCCCACAGUGACCUGAGCUGAUAUGCUGAAGUGGUACCAAAUGGAUAGUUGAUCCUAAAGGAUGGAACUAUGAGAACACCAGACAAGAAAUAAUAGGGCAGAGUAGGUAAAGUUAUAUCCUUAUAAGUGUUUCUGAGUGAGGAGUGCUAACUGAGCAACAAGGAGAUAGAUUCAGGUGGGUAGCCGUGUUGGUCUGAAGCAGCAGAACAAAGUUUGAGACUCCCAGCACUUUUAAGACCAACGAAGUAUAACUCUGGGUAGAAUCUUUCAUGUACAUGUACACUUCCUCAGAAACUAUGAAAUGGAAAUUACCAGUUCAUACGUAUAGAUAGAGAGUGAACAGUAAAUUAUCAUACAGCAUAAUGAAGAUGUUUUAACACAUUCAAGGACCAAACAGGAAUAACAAGCUUGGUUUAUAUGGUUAGCAUUCGUUUGUGAUUAAUUCUUCCGGGAGGGUGGGCAUAGUGAAGGAAAUAAAUAUGUCAAAAUUGGAGGCUGGUGAGCAGAUGUGUCCUUAAACUGCAGAAUUCUGAGAGUAAUUAACUGAGACCCAGCCAUUACACUCAAGCAUGGAGGUGACCUUACAGCAUCCUAUUCUUUGAAGUGGGAUGAUUGACUGUGUGUAAUCUCCCGUCCCCAGACCAGAGAAAUACAUCCCAAUCUACCAUUCCAAAUUACAUUAUAUUCUACUGUUCAUUACAUUACAAUCUACUAUUUUAAUAUAUUAUUCCAAAUAUGAAAUAAAACAAAGAAGAC
This is a messenger RNA of Heteronotia binoei (common prickly gecko), 4217 nucleotides long. It is a transcript of the gene HNF1A, whose product is annotated as HNF1 homeobox A. Gene Ontology annotation, molecular function: RNA polymerase II cis-regulatory region sequence-specific DNA binding; DNA-binding transcription factor activity, RNA polymerase II-specific. The record is from RefSeq and is a predicted model, not a curated record. Gene Ontology annotation, biological process: regulation of transcription by RNA polymerase II; insulin secretion; liver development. The transcript is spliced from 10 exons. Gene Ontology annotation, cellular component: nucleus. The coding region runs from base 973 to 2916 and encodes 647 amino acids. NCBI's taxonomy places the organism in Eukaryota, Metazoa, Chordata, Lepidosauria, Squamata, Gekkonidae.